Molecule: messenger RNA, 1242 nt
Organism: Periconia digitata
Lineage: Eukaryota; Fungi; Ascomycota; Dothideomycetes; Pleosporales; Periconiaceae
Source: the annotation of a GenBank genome assembly
ACCAAAGAAAAAAUCAUGAGUGGAAAUUCUUCCGAUGACGAGAUCCCUACCCUUGUGCAGCCUGGAAACACCGCCGUAGAACAGGAUGAAGAUGUUCCACAGCUAGUCGACACCACAGCAGAUGCACCACCUUCCACUAAAGUACCCAUCACUAUAGUUACGGGGUAUUUGGGAGCGGGGAAAACCACUCUUUUGAAUUACAUCUUGACUGAACAGCACGGCAAGAAGAUUGCUGUUAUUUUAAAUGAGUUCGGUAAUUCAAUCGAUAUCGAGAAACAACUCACCAUCUCCGAUCAAGACACCACAGAGGCAAAACCAGCACCUUUCGUCCCCCUAGCCAACGGAUGCAUCUGUUGUUCCGUCAAAGAUGUUGGCGUUGCCGCUAUCGAAAACCUAAUGGAACACCAAGGAAAUUUCGAUUACAUCUUACUAGAAACCACCGGUCUCGCGGAUCCUGGAAACAUUGCACCUCUGUUCUGGCUCGACGACGGUCUCGGUAGCAGCAUUUUUCUCGACGGCAUUGUUACGCUCGUCGAUGCAAAAAACCUGCUCAAAAGUCUGGACGAGGGCUACGGCGAUGAAGCAGAGAAGCUGGAAGAAAGGAAACGGGAGUCCGAGAAGGACGACCAUGGACAUGACCAUAAGGGCCCGCUGCUGACGACCGCACAUUUGCAGAUCAGCCAUGCCGAUGUCGUACUCGUUAACAAGACGGACCUCGUCUCAGAAGAUGAGUUGAAGACGGUGGUGGAGCGGGUGCGUUCAAUCAACGGCCUGGCGAGAAUCAAGACCACGAACAAGAGUCAGGUACCGCAGUUGGAAGGUGUGGUGCUAGAUCUUCACGCGUACGACCAAGUUACAGAUGCGGAUUUGAAGUUCGCGAGUAAAGGACACAGUCAUCUCGAUCCUACCAUAACAACAUCCACUAUCGCUUUCCCAGCCAUCUCAAAACACCAACUAGAUGCUUUCGAUAGGUUCCUCCGCACUAUCCUCUGGGAAGACGAACUCCCAGACAGUAAACCCCACGAACGAUUCGAGAUUCAUAGACUGAAGGGCCGUGUGCCUGUUGUGAAUGGAAACAUUGUCUUGGUGCAGGGCGUGAGGAACGUAUACGACACGACUGAAGCAAAACGAGAAAAUCCAGACUCGAAUGCAGAUGCGGAAGGCAAGUUAGUGCUGAUUGGGCGUGGGGUAGAUCAGCCAGCGUUUAGGGAGAGUUUGCUUGAGGUUCUAGGAAGUUCGUGA